UCAGUUCAUGCAACAAACAAUAACAGUUCAUCGCCACACUUCGCCAAUUUAGCUCAUCAUAAUAUUAUUUAUUAAAGCGAGUGCUUAGUGUCAUUUUUCGUUAAGAAGUUUCUUCAUCAGCCAUCCAAGUCCGAAAUGAAGGGUUACCUAAUCUUCGCCGUUUUCCUCAUCCUCGUCAUCGGCACUGAAAUUGCCCUUGGGGACUGCCUUUCUGGAAGAUAUGGAGGCGCGUGUGCCGUGUGGGACAACGACACUUGCCGCAGAGUUUGUAGUGAAGAGGUACGCAGAAGUGGCUAUUGCAGCCCAAGUCUUAAAUGUUGGUGUGAGGGAUGUUAAGAUGCUUUAACGACG
Messenger RNA from Agrilus planipennis (emerald ash borer), 351 nucleotides. Its product is annotated as drosomycin-like. Lineage: Eukaryota; Metazoa; Arthropoda; Insecta; Coleoptera; Buprestidae. The record is from RefSeq and is a predicted model, not a curated record. Gene Ontology annotation, biological process: defense response. The transcript has a single exon. The coding region runs from base 136 to 336 and encodes 66 amino acids.